GAAGCUGUCGCGUUCGGAGCGCCGAAGUUUGGUUUAUUCGUGACCGCCGUGCUGCUCUGGAGUCGGGCUGGUCAUCUUUUCCGAGAUAGUUUGGACGUCGCCGCUGGGGACCUGUGCCAGCGGCCAGCGGUCUUCGAAGCGGUGGUGUGCGGAACGGUCAGUGCUUGGGAGUUACUGAGCAGGGCUCUCGCCAUCUGUGUGGUCUCUCGCAGCCGAAGCACGUGCCCUUGCGGACAGUGCCCAGGCCAGAAGUCUUCAAGAAACGCCGCAAAACCACAGUUUUCAUUCGAGAGCUACAAAAAACAUCCCAUUGGGAGUACGCUAUUUUCUCUGACUUCUGCAAAACUUCGUAUGCGGAAAUCCGAACUUCUCUGAUGAAGAAAAUUUCUUGGACGAAGAAGACUGAAAAACCAUCUACCUACAUUUCAAAAAUGGAUGAGAGGAAAGGUGACUUAUAUUUUCAUAUGGUCCUACAUUAGUCGGAUUACUGCUCCCUGCGUUAAAGAACCGGAAUGCAAGUUGCAUGAAUCCUUCACGAACGAGAACCUCGGCUCCUUUCUUUGUAAUGAAUUUUCACCAGAACGUUUGAACGAAAUUUAUGUACUUAAUGUUGAAAUACACUAUUUGAUUAAGCAUACUUUAUUUUCUUGGUGCGAAACAAUU
Gryllus bimaculatus (two-spotted cricket) is the source of this 663-nucleotide messenger RNA. NCBI's taxonomy places the organism in Eukaryota, Metazoa, Arthropoda, Insecta, Orthoptera, Gryllidae. The record is from the annotation of a GenBank genome assembly.